Molecule: messenger RNA, 1596 nt
Organism: Rotaria socialis
Lineage: Eukaryota; Metazoa; Rotifera; Eurotatoria; Philodinida; Philodinidae
Source: the annotation of a GenBank genome assembly
AUGAUAAGACAAAAUGAAAAAGUAAACAUAUUUUUUACAUCGAAAAAGUCUGCUCCUUGGUGGAAAUCCAUCAGCAUUGAACCUGUUGUUUUUCUUUAUAUGUUAGCAGUUUACAUAAAUAUUCCUACAGAUGAAGCACUUCUUUAUCGACAAGUUUGCUAUAAAUUAUAUAAUAUAUCGUUAUGUAAUUCGAUGAAUACGAAUAGAAUAAAUAAGAUCGAUAUUUAUAAAUCCAUGGAAGAUAUUAUACAAAAACAUGCAUCUAUUUAUGUUAUGUAUUUUAAUUUUGUUUAUUCGAUUCCGUCAAUAUUUAUAUCAAUCAUGUGUGGUGUAUGGUCAGAUAAAUAUUCUCAUAAAAUUCCAAUGAUUUUUGCAAGUAUUGGUUGUAUAUUAUCGACCAUAGUGAAUUUAUUUGUAUCAGUUAUAAAAUAUAAUCUAUCAAUAGAAAUAUUAUUUUUAUCAAACAUAUUUCUUAGUUUAUUUGGUUCAACAUCAACCAUGUUUUCAGUCAUCUAUAAUUAUAUUUCGCAUAUAACAACAAUAGAAAAUCGUACACAACGGAUUGCAAUUAUUGAAUCAUGUUUGAUGUUUGGUUCAACAAUUGGUUUAAUAUUGAGUGGAAUAUUAAUUGAUUUAACAAAUUUUCAAUAUUGUUUUUUAUUUAUUAUUUUUGUUCAUUGUAUUAAUAUUAUUUAUAUUACAUUUUAUGUUAAAGAAGUUAUUCCAACAAGGCAAAAUAUUAAAUCAUUUAAAAAUUUCUAUGAAACCUUAUUUUUUUAUAAUGAUAUAAGAGAUGCAUUUCGUGUUUUAUUUAAACCAAGAGAAUUCAACCAAAGAAAAUAUCUUCUUCUUGCAAUAUUUGGUUUAUUAUGCAGCAUUUGUCUAUUUGAAAAUUCAGGUGAAUCAACAGUCAUCUAUCUUUAUUUAAAAAAAUCGCCGUUGUCUUUCUCGCAAAGUCUCUAUGGAAUAUUCCGUGGUUUGAAAUCAUUUGGUCUUGGCCUUGGCUUAUUAUUUCUAUUGCCAAUAUUACGAUAUCUAUUCAAUAUCAGUGAUAUGACAUGUGCAAUUCUUGGUACACUAUCGAAAUGUACAACAGAUUUUCUUUAUGCAAUGAAUCAUUCAAAAACAUUUAUAUUUAUGAUACCAUUAUUUGGUAUGUUAUCAUCAUAUGUUGUUGUAGGUAUUCGAUCAUAUAUUUCGAAAAUUUGUAACCUCGAUGAAGAAGGUAAAAUCUUUUCGAUUAUUGCAUCACUCGAAUCGAUUGAUGCAUUAAUUGGAUCAUUGUUAUUUAAUAUUCUUUAUUCAUAUACAAUAAGCACUUAUCCUAGUUCAAUAUUUAUUCUUGCUUGUUUUCUUCAUUUUCUAACUUUACCUAUAUUUAUUUAUAUUCUAUUCAGUGACAAUCAUUUGAAUAGAAGAAAAAUUGUUGCGAAGCAAAUGAAAAAAACGUUGCCCAUUAAAAACAAGAAUUCUAAUAAUCAAUCUCGUAUUCAUUAUUUAUCUUUAAUGCAUUAUUUUCGACGAAAUCAUCGAAAAUUCAUAUAUGAUUAUAAUCGUCCCGAUAAUGAUAGAAACAAAAUCAAGUAUAUUCGAUAA